Messenger RNA from Alternaria rosae, 1140 nucleotides. RefSeq lists its product as uncharacterized. The coding region runs from base 177 to 809 and encodes 210 amino acids. The record is from RefSeq and is a predicted model, not a curated record. The transcript has 3 exons. Lineage: Eukaryota; Fungi; Ascomycota; Dothideomycetes; Pleosporales; Pleosporaceae.
GUUGCUCAAAUACAUGGCAGUCGCUUAGGACCGAAGUGAACGAACAAUUACGAUUCUUUUUGCUGCAUCUGCAUACCAAAGACCCUGAACUUUCGGGAACCAGUACCCACCAAUCACACUAUUCGACCCGGCACCGCCUAGACCCUAAUAGUAGUUCACCACACACCGUCUUCACCAUGAGCCCACGACCUUCUCUCAUGCCGCCCAGCGAGGGCUCCUUCCUCUCAUCGGGCGCCUUUACUCCCUCCGGCCUCACACCCAACACACGUUCUCAAGCCGAAGCCGCCUUCACCUCCAACAGCACUUCGCAAACCGACGCAGCCGCCCCUGACCCAAACCUUCUGCCCUUAAUGGGUGCUGGUGGAGGAAACGAGACAACCACAGACAAUGGCCCAACUGAAGCUGCCCGGGCAUACACUGGCUACCGUCGGCCUGGCAUGGCUCGAGCAAGCUCAGCGAACUACGAGAACGCACUGAAGCGAGCGCAGCAAGCAUCCGUCUCAUCUGAUUUCUCUGCCGACUCUGAAGUACCCGACAACGUCACCACUGGCCAGACAGUCGCAUCGCCUACAGGUUCCACUCCAUUCCCACCUCCCGGCCAAGGCGUAGUGCCGCUUAACUACGGAUCUACCCCCGUCGGUGCCUCUCAAGGCGAUGCAGUUAAGAAGACUCGUUCGCGUGGCUUGAGUCUCAGCGGCCUUGCGCAGCAACAGGGCUGGAGUGAGCAGGACUACAAGCGUGUAUAUAGCGCCGAUUUGCUUACUGAAGACCCAAAGAACAGCGCUGGAUAUGGCUCAGGUCCGAAAUAAGAGGCGAAAUACGACAUCAAUGCGCAUGACGGCGUUCAUGCAGGCCGACGCUCAGCCAAAGGGGAUGCAGCGGGCACGAUCAGGACGGCCAGCUUGCUAUAACUGCUAUUAUAUUUUCCCAUAUCAUGAGCUACAUGCAAGGCGUUGGGUGGAGUUCUCCCAAAAAUCGAGGUCGCAGGCCUAUGAUCCUUUUCAAUACAUCGAUUAUGAUCCAACAUGGAUGCGCCAUCGUCGUCAACAUGCAAUUUCCAAUAGUGACUCGACAUUAAUAAGUACAGUGAAGGUAGAAAAAUAGCAAUUGCUAAUCGCGCAGCAUCAUGUUGCCCUCCAC